UAUGAUUUUUGCCCUUUGUUUAUUUUGGCGCGGCGCGGCGCAAGGCGAGGCUUCCGCCAAAUCUCUCCGAGCUUCUCGUCUCUCCGCAAAUUGCCCGAACAACCUUGCCCUAAUCCUCUCACUCCUCUUCUCCUCCUCCUAGGACUGCCUUUCCCUUACUUAGUCUCCGCCGUCAUGUUGACGCCCUCUGCAGAUUCGAGCUCCGUCGCGGUCGCGGACGAUGAGGACCAUCGGACCACCCUCCUGGAUGCUCCCCUUACGCCACCGCCCGUCCGUCCCCCGUCCUCCGGACAUCGUCCUCAACCACCUGCGCCGCCGCCCUUGGCGACCCCGCCGGAUCCUCGACCCCGGUGGUGAUGUCGUCCUCAUGUGGAAUCGCAUUUUCCUCUUUUCCUGUCUCGUGGCUCUCUUCGUCGACCCUCUCUAUUUCUACCUUCUCUUCAUCGGUGGCCCUGGCUGCGUUCGCAUCGAUUUCAACAUCGGUAUCAUCGUCACCUUCUUCAGAACCGUCGCCGAUCUCUUCUAUUUGGGGCAGAUUGUCCUCAAGUUCCGGAUCGCCUUCGUUGCACCCAGCUCCAGGGUCUUCGGUAGGGGAGAACUCGUCACUGAUCCCUCUCAGAUUGCAAUGCGCUACCUUAAAAGUGAUUUUGUCAUCGAUCUCGUCGCCAUGCUGCCCAUCCCACAGAUAAUAAUCUGGUUCGUGAUUCCAGCAGUGAGCAGCUCUUCGGCUAAUCACACCAACAAUACACUUUCCUUAAUUGUCUUACUACAAUACGUCCCACGGUUAUUUCUCAUUAUUCCUUUAAAUGCACGAAUUGUCAAGGCUACAGGAGUAGUUACGAGAACUGCAUGGGCAGGAGCUGCAUACAAUCUCCUUCUUUACAUGUUAGCAAGCCAUGUUUUAGGAGCUUUGUGGUAUCUGUUGUCCAUUGAACGGCAAUACACUUGCUGGGUCACAAUUUGCAGGGAAGAAAAUGGAAUCAUGAACAUGCCAUUGUGCAACCCUAGUUUUUUGGACUGUAGUAGCUUGGAGCUGCCAGAACGAAAGGCUUGGCGUAAUGCAACCCUUGUAAUUAGCAAUUGUGACGCUACAAAUGACAGCAUUCAGUUUAAUUUUGGCAUGUAUGCAGAAGCUUUGACUAGUGAGAUUGUUGCCGCAACUUUCAUUGAGAAGUAUCUAUUUUGCCUCUGGUGGGGAUUGAAAAAUCUAAGCUCAUACGGACAGAAUUUGGGAACAAGCACAUACAUUGGCGAAACAACAUUUGCCAUUGCUAUAUGCAUUAUUGGUCUUGUUCUGUUUUCGCAUUUGAUUGGAAACAUGCAGACGUACUUGCAAUCGAUUACUGUGAGGCUCGAAGAAUGGAGGGUGAAGCGAAGAGACAUCGAAGAGUGGAUGAGGCACCGUCAGCUACCACCGGACCUACAAGAUCGCGUUCGGCGAUUUGUACAGUACAAAUGGCUCGCCACCAGAGGCGUCGACGAGGAAUCAAUUCUCCGUUCUUUACCUUUGGAUAUCCGUCGCGAAAUCCAACGACAUUUAUGUCUUGCUCUUGUUCGUCGAGUGCCAUUUUUCUCACAGAUGGACGAUCAGCUACUGGACGCCAUUUGCGAACGGUUGGUGUCGUCCCUGAGCACCAAGGACACGUACAUCGUCCGGGAGGGCGACCCCGUCAACGAAAUGCUCUUCAUCAUCCGAGGCGAGCUCGAGAGCUCCACCACCAACGGCGGCCGUACCGGCUUCUUCAACUCAAUCACUCUCCGCCCGGGCGAUUUCUGCGGCGAGGAGCUGUUGACGUGGGCUCUGGUGCCCAACCCCAGCGUCAACUUCCCGUCCUCCACCCGCACCGUCCGCGCCCUCUGCGAGGUCGAAGCCUUCGCGCUCCGCGCCGAGGACCUCAAGUUCGUGGCCAACCAGUUCAAGCGCCUCCACAGCAAGAAGCUGCAGCACGCCUUCCGGUUCUACUCGCACCAGUGGCGGACGUGGGGCGCCUGCUUCAUCCAGACAGCCUGGCGGCGGUACAAGAAGAGGAGGCUGGCCAAGGAGUUGGCGGAGCAGGAGUACCUCUUCUACGAGGAGGCGGUGGUCGACGAGGACGGCGCGGCACAUGACGGGGCACCGUUGCUGGAGGAUUACGAGGACGACGCGUCGGGAGAGAUGGAGGCGGGGAGCAAUUAUCAGCAUCUCGGCGCGACGAUUCUGGCGUCCAAGUUUGCAAAGAACACCAAGAAAGGAGCGGUUCAGAAGGUGAACCAGAUCAGUCAGGCUUCGACGAGUAUUAAGUUGCCCAAGCUGUUGAAGCCGGAUGAACCGGAUUUCUCCAUGGGCCACGAUUAGAUGCGAUAAUGGAUGCCAUGAUUACCAUUAGCUAGUUAGUGAGAAUGUCAAUUAGAUGUAACUAGUGAUUUUCUUCUUUUACACAUCUUGUAAACGUAAGAAUAGCACAGCAUAUUCAAAUUCAAACAUAUGUAAUUUUUGUCGCAUGUUCAACCGACUUUCAUUUACUCGAGAGCACUGAAAUUUCGAAUUGGAA
Messenger RNA from Zingiber officinale, 2531 nucleotides. RefSeq names its product cyclic nucleotide-gated ion channel 18-like. Gene Ontology annotation, biological process: potassium ion transport; transmembrane transport. Gene Ontology annotation, molecular function: voltage-gated potassium channel activity. The transcript is spliced from 6 exons. The record is from RefSeq and is a predicted model, not a curated record. Bases 221 to 2335 code for a protein of 704 amino acids. Lineage: Eukaryota; Viridiplantae; Streptophyta; Magnoliopsida; Zingiberales; Zingiberaceae. Gene Ontology annotation, cellular component: membrane.